Molecule: messenger RNA, 4189 nt
Organism: Pseudo-nitzschia multistriata
Lineage: Eukaryota; Bacillariophyta; Bacillariophyceae; Bacillariales; Bacillariaceae
Source: the annotation of a GenBank genome assembly
CCUAUCUGAGCUUUAGCUGGUACGUUCCAGCAUGAAACUUCUACCGUUUUGGUACCAAUCAACCGUUUUUCCAUUCGUACUCAUUAAGUUGGCUUUGCAAUCUUUCUCAUUCAUUGAUAGGUACACCCCGGUCUUGGAAGAGAUCAAAUCCAAAGUUGAGAAUGGGCAGCUCCCAAACAUUGAAGAAGACCAAGGAAUUCCACCCUUGCCAAAAGAGAAUAGCACGGUCCAUAUCGAUGACAAAUUCGAGACCUGUUGGAAACAGGAACUAAAAUACCACCCCCACGAUCCAAGCUUAACACGAGCGCUUACGAAGGCAUUUUUACGCCCAUACAUUGUCGCUUGCCUAUUGUCUACUACUGGAACCGCUGCAAAUUUUGUUGGACCAAUGGUACUACAAAUGAUUAUUCCAUAUUUGCUAGAUCCAUCAGCUUCUCUGACAUACGGUUUGUCAUUGACACUUGCUCUCUUCUUGGCGCAAAUUGCAAACAGCUUGUGCACCAGACAAGCGUCGUACAUUACUCUUCAAGUUGGAAUUCGUGUCCGAACAGCGUUGGUGUUUGCAAUAUUUAAGAAGUCUUUGCAAAUUGACUCCUUUUUUUACAGAGAUCACCCGAUCGGGCAAAUUUCAAACAUGAUGGGUACCGAUGUGGGUAAGAUUGUUAUGCUUUCAGAGUAUGCGAUUCAAGGUAUUUCUGCACCGGUAACGAUGGUUUUGGCUGUUUUUUACUUGUGGCAGCUUCUGAGCUUCGCGAGUCUAGGUGGAAUAUUCUUCAUUAUCCUCAGUGUUCCUUUGACAGCUAAUAUAACAAAGCGGAUGGGAAAACUAAUGAUGGGCCUUAUGAAGGUCAAGGACGAUCGAGUUAAUUGUAAUCAAGAAGUUCUGACAAACAUGAAGACCGUCAAACUUCAAGCCUGGGAAGACUCUUUUCGAAGCAAAACUGAAGAUUUAAGAAAAUUAGAAAUCGAUCAGUUGUGGAGAUACAAAAUAGCCGGCUCAAUUUUUGGUGUGGUGAGUAGUGCAAUUCCAAUGAUGGUUGCCGUCUCAUCUUUUGGAAUCUACGUUACGAUUCUGGGGCAUAGCAUGGAUGCCGCAACGGCUUUGACGUCCAUUUCAGUUUUCAAUCUUUUGAGCUUUCCGCUGGGUAUUUUUCCUUUUAUAUUGAAUCUUGGCGUAGAAGCAAACGUGUGCCUUGAGCGUAUUCAAAAGUUUUUGAUAGCACCUAACGUGGAGCGAGUGCGUAGAUUGACAGACGAAGAUCGCAACGAAAGCGCUGGUGACGCUUGUGUUGCCAUUGACAUAAUGAAUGCGACGUUUAGCUACCAUGGAUUCAGUAAGAAUGGAGAUGGUUCAAAGAAACUUAGCAUUAGAAGCAAACUUGGUCAGAAAGAAGAGGAAUUACUAUUGGCUAAGGCAAUGCUUUCAGAUGUGGAGGAACAUUUAGCCAAAUUGGAAGGCCGGACUUCUUGUCAAUAUGGAACAGCCAACACUGAUGGUGGACUUUCAGAUGAUUUCAACGAUGGGUUCAAAAAUAUUCUACCUUUGAGACGAAUUAGCUUUAAAUGCAACGAGGGCGAUUUUAUCGCCGUUGUCGGAGAAGUUGGUUCUGGAAAGACAACGUUAUUGAAGUCAAUCUUGGGAGAAGUCCAAAAAGUAUCAGGAGAGUUAGGAGUGCGAGGUACCAUUGCUUACUUCAGUCAAAAUCCUUUUAUUAUGAACGACACUGUGAAGGGAAAUAUUUUGUUUGGAAAGAGCUCCGAAAACAUAGAUCACGACUUGUACAAGGUCGCUGUCAAAUCAGCUUGCUUAGAACAUGAUUUGAAAUUGUUGUCCGCUGGGGACCAAACUGAAAUCGGAGAAAAAGGAGUCAAUCUGAGGUGAGAACUUUUGACUACGAGGUGCCAUUUUGCGAUUCCUUUUGUUUUGGGCAUUGGAAUUAUUCAGCAAUGCAAUAUGUGACUCAGAAGUCGAUUCUAAACGUUUAUUCAUCUCAUUAGUGGCGGCCAAAAGGCCAGGGUUGCAAUUGGAAGAGCUGUAUAUAGAGAUGCGGAUAUAUCGCUAUUAGAUGAUUGUUUGAGUGCUGUUGAUGCCCAUGUGGGGCGUGACUUAUUUGACAAAUGCAUCGUUGAUGUUCUUUUGAAGGAUAGAAUCAAAAGAGGAAGAAGAAAGAAGAGGACUGUUGUCCUGGUCACGAAUGCACUUCAGUAUUUGAGUCACCCAAAGGUUGAUCGGAUCGUGGUUUUGAAGGAUGGUUUGAUUGCUGAGUCUGGCACUUAUGACACUUUAGUUAACACCGAUGGUUCUGUUUUUAGGUCCAUGUUGGAUACUUUCAAAGACUCAAUGGAACAAGAAAACGAUACCGAUGUUGACGAAGACGAGCUUAUCGAGGAGGAAAUUCUAUCAGAUCUUUUACACGAUCUAAAUGACCUCGAGCACGUAGAAGAAAGAAGAAGAUCUUCCAUCCUAUCUAGAAGUUCAUCAAGUCGUAGAGUGACUUCAAGAAGAUCGUCAAGUUGUAGAAUGUCUUCGAGAAGAUCAGUUGAAGGUCCCAAAAUCGUAGGAAAGGGAACGACGCUGACGACUAGUGAAGCUGCGGAGAGUCAGAUAGGAAAGGUUGAAUGGAAAGUCUACAGUGCGUGGGCAAAGGCUGCAGGCGGUGUUUGGGUUGUCAUACCGUUGUUCCUAGCCUUCAUAGCUCAACAAGGAUUGGAUUUCCUUCAAAGGUUUUGGCUGACUCAAUUCUGGGGAACUAGCGGAGCAAAGGACAUGGGUAGUCAGCUCUUUUAUUUGUCAGUAUAUACGCUUCUCUAUCUUACUGGCAUAGCGGUUAAUUUCUUGAAAUCGAUUAUGCCAGUACUUUUCGGAUUGAAGGCCUCCAAAAAAGUAAGUUCUAUGCUGUCUCUAGUUCUUUAUUUCGUUUUCAUUUGCUUUCUACAACUCACAGCCGUAUUUCAUCACCUUGCACAAGUUUUUCUCGGCUUUGUUGGGUUCAAUGUUGACUGCUCCCAUGUCCUUUUUCGAUACCACGCCUACUGGACGUCUCGUGAAUCGAUUUAGCAAAGGUAAGUCACUCGGGUGUCUGAGUUACUUACGACAAAGAAUACGAGAUGAUUCAUACAAUACAGCACUCACCUUUGCGAAUUGCAACGUUAGAUAUCAAUACGGUUGACGAGACUUUAGUUUCAAACUUCAAGAAUUUCGCAGGUACGAUGUUCAGCAUAGCAACUUCGAUUGCAGUUAUGGUGUCAACAAUUCCACUAGCGUCUAUCAUACUUCCAUUUCUAGGUGCAUAUUACAAGCAACAGCAUACUUAUUUCAGUCGAAGUAAUAGAGAACUAAAGCGAAUUGAUUCAACAUCCCGGAGUCCCAUUUACAGCCUCUUCGGGGAAGCUUUGAAUGGUUAUGGGUGAGUUUUUCCAAAUAUUGUUUUCGUGCUGGUUACAUUUUGAUUCGUGUACACGAAGUACAGCGAUUGCCUUCUCAUCAACCGUCUAUCAACUGUCUAUCAAUGUGUUCUAUAUUGCUUCACUUGACUGUAAUUUGUUUUCUGCUUAUUCUAGCACAAUUCGUGCCUUUGAAGCUGGACCAGCGCUGUCAUCUCGCAUGUCCAACUUUAUUGAUAGACAACAGCAUGCAUACUAUUUAUUGAGAGUGGGAACUUACUGGCUUGCAAUCAGACUUGAAUUCAUCGGAACCUUGUUAAUUGCGUUUGGUUGCCUUGGUUUUGUGCUUCAUAAGCAUGCCAGCACCACUGUUGACGAAGUCUUUGCCAGUAUGGCCGGUUUGGCAUUAUCAUAUCUUUUGACUACCACAUCUAACUUGGUUUAUGCUAUCCGUUUGUCUAGUGACUUUGAAGCCAGCUUGGUUUCCGUGGAACGCAUACAACAAUACAUAGAGGUAGAAAAGGAAGCACCUCAUCACAAUCCAACAGACGUGUUGUUGGACAACGAAUGGCCAUCGAAAGGGUCCAUAAAAUUCGAUGAUUAUAGACUAAGGUACAGACCUGGUCUUCCCUUAGUACUGAAAGGACUAAAUAUCACCAUACCAAGUCAAGCAAAGGUCGGAAUCGUUGGCAGAACCGGUGAGUUCUGUCAUUUGUUGCUCGCAUAUGAUUUCGUCAUUUGUCUGAUUGCAACUCAUCUAAAAUUUGUUUUCUGAUUCUUGUAGGCGCUGGAAAGUCAACUUUGA